Asparagus officinalis (garden asparagus) is the source of this 999-nucleotide messenger RNA. Its product is annotated as organic cation/carnitine transporter 4-like. Gene Ontology annotation, cellular component: membrane. The record is from RefSeq and is a predicted model, not a curated record. Gene Ontology annotation, molecular function: transmembrane transporter activity. The coding region runs from base 1 to 999 and encodes 332 amino acids. Lineage: Eukaryota; Viridiplantae; Streptophyta; Magnoliopsida; Asparagales; Asparagaceae. Gene Ontology annotation, biological process: transmembrane transport. The transcript has 3 exons.
AUGCCGGACGGCGAUGCUACAUCGGUCGCCGGCGAGUUCGGCAGUGGCAGCUCCGCCACUUCCUCCUCACGAAGCCUCGCGUGGUCCCUCACCGCCUUCCACACCCUCGUCGUCGUCUUCGCCGACCGCAAACCCGGUACGGGUCCGACCGAACCGACCCGGUACUUCGACUCGACCGUUGCGGAGUGGGGUCUGGUCGGAGGGGAGAAGUACAAGGUUGGGCUGUCUCAGUCGGCGUUUUUCGCCGGGUCCAUGAUCGGUGAGUUAUGGUUGAUAUUUUUUCCCCCCCACAGUUUGCGCCUCGCAUCUUGGCCACUCUCCGACUCGUUCCUUCGCCGGAAAGGAGCCGUAACCCUAACCUCCUCCAUAAACGACGUUUCCGGACUCGCCACCGCCUUCUCCCCCGCCUUCCCUUCUACGCGCCUCCGCUUCGUCACCGCUCUCCACGGCGGCCUCGGUGUGUCCGUCUUCACUCUCACCACGAAACGUCGGCUCCUCCGCUCGUCCUGCCACGUUGCGAUGUGCACCUUCCUCUUCUUCGCCUUGGGCUCCAUCCUCCUCUCUUUGGCCUCUCUUUCUACACCAUCUUGGAGAUCCCUAUACAUAAUAUCCUCGGUCCCUUCUGUUAUAUUCGUCAUCGUCGUUGUGCCUUUCAUCGCCGAAUCCCCACGCUGGCACCUCGUACACGGGGAUGUCACCGCCGCGAUGGCGACCAUGCGAUCGAUCGCCAAGACGAACGGUAAAGACCUGCCCGAUAACGUUUUCCUCGCCCUCGACGACCGUAAGGCGGCCCAGGAAAACAAGAAGGAUGCCGCCAGGAGCACGAUCAUCGACGUGAUCAGGUCGCAGGUGACAGGGCCCCGCUCGCCUCUCUCGUCGUCAUCAACCUUUCAUUCCAUCGCGUACUACGGCCUGACGGCUGAAUGUCAGAACUUGCGGCACGGACCUGCACAUAGCGUUGAUCUGAACGCAGCCGCGGAAAUGCCGCCUACGCCCUGA